Molecule: messenger RNA, 1892 nt
Organism: Monomorium pharaonis (pharaoh ant)
Lineage: Eukaryota; Metazoa; Arthropoda; Insecta; Hymenoptera; Formicidae
Product: Kv channel-interacting protein 4
Exons: 6
Molecular function (GO): calcium ion binding
Source: RefSeq, a predicted model, not a curated record
AUACCUUGCAGAAUUCCCCGUGGAAAUCUGCAGCGAGUCCGGCGACGUAAACGAGCGGGGCCUUCGUCGAUAGGAAGAGGCUCCGCAGGAAAGGGGCCGUGCAAACGUACCUCUGGGUCCGUCGUGUUGUCCGCCGGGGGUGGCGGUGGCAGUGGAGGCGGCGGUGGUUGCAGACGUCGUGAUUUGGAACGUCGAACGGGUGGCGGUCGGGGUGUUCCCUGCCUUGCCACCAUCAGCUCUUCUGUCGCAGGAAGCGCGGGGGGUUGCGGCCCCGUGGUGGGGCUCCCCUCCUACAAAAAGCGCCAAGGCAGUGGCACCGUCUGGGGCCGCGGAAGUCGUGGACGUGGCAGAGGUCGCGGGGGCGGCGCGAACCUCUUUGGUUCCGGCGUCGCCCCCGCGAAUUACGCACCAGGACUGCAGGGCGUUGCGCCUGGGCUGCGGGAGGUCGUGAACAUUCUCGGCAAGCGGAAUCAAGCUGGCACCCUGUCGGGCGUAGGCCCGCCGCCGGGAACGCUGGAUAACGAUAGCACAUGCAAUGAGGAGGGGACUUCCACCAAAAGACCACCAAGGCCUCUCUACAGGAGGUUAAUCAACUACGUGAGGCAAGCCUGGACUGGCGUCAAGUUCGCUCUAGACUCGGAAUACGAAGAAGAGCAAACACCAAGAUACAGACCAGACUCCUUAGCAAGCCUUUGUCGAGCGACCAGAUUCACAGAGGCUGAACUGAAGAGGAUAUAUCGUGGCUUCAAGGCUGAAUGUCCUACGGGAGUUGUCAGAGAGGAUACUUUCAAGUGCAUCUAUUCGCAGUUUUUUCCCCAAGGAGCCAAUACAAGCCAGUAUGCCCAUUACGUUUUUAAUACUUUGGACCAGGAUCACAGCGGGCUUCUCAGUUUCGAGGAUUUUGUUACGGGCUUGAGUAUACUAUCUCGUGGCUCAAUAGACGAAAAACUUCGUUGGACAUUCUCUCUUUACGAUAUCAACGGCGACGGGUGUAUCACGAGGGAGGAGAUGACGGACAUUGUGACUGCCGUAUAUGAGCUGAUGGGAAAAUUUUCUGAUCCCAACUUGGAUCAUGAGGGUGUGCGUGAGAAAGUGGACCGUAUGUUUCAGAAAAUGGAUGGGAACAGAGACGGCGUAGUGACGUUAUCCGAGUUUUUGGAGGCUUGUCGAGCAGAUCCAGAUAUCUCAACUAAUAUGGCUGCUCUAGAUACUGCCUUCUGACACUCAUCGCGUCCGCAAUAUAUGCCAUGGACUUGAAGGGAUCACUCGAUUAGGAAAUAAAUCGCUCAAUGUUGUACCUUAACUCCUUGGACCAGAGAGGAAAGAAGUUCCUCAAAGUGUGUCCUGUCGUCUUGGAGCGACUGAUAUGCGAUUUUUCAGAGUUGAUUGUUUCGAGAGAUGACAUUGCGUCACUUUGCGCAUUAGCUCAACAAAAUCUACUCAGUGGAAUUUCUAGAUAUAUGCAAAAGAAAGGUAUAUAACGAUAAAAGGGUACAUAUAAAUGGAGUGUUUCAGCUCGAAAUUUGCAACUUAGAUGUACCAAAAAAAAUUACAAAAGUGGUUGUUUUGUGAUAGAAACAAAAACUGAACGAAUAUUCGAUUGAUGUCCUGCCUCCCUCUUCCUAGAAAUAGGAUGUUUGUAGAAUUAGAUAUCUGCAAAUGUGAGAAAAUAUAUGCAGAUUGGAGAGAGGAGCAAAUAACGAGCAUAUUAGGACGAUAAAAUAAUUUUGUUAUUUUACUUGAACUUGCUUAAAAAAUGACGAUAUCGUAUGACAUCUACGAUAUUACAAAAAGAACGUAUGCAAUGGAUCUCUGAAAAGUUGUCAAAUGUUGGCAAAGUUGUAACAAUUUCAUAAAGAUUUAGCAUUAGUGAGUACGAAGUGGUUAGCAAA